Molecule: messenger RNA, 4993 nt
Organism: Diachasmimorpha longicaudata
Lineage: Eukaryota; Metazoa; Arthropoda; Insecta; Hymenoptera; Braconidae
Product: membrane-associated guanylate kinase, WW and PDZ domain-containing protein 1-like
Exons: 8
Coding region: 280-3444 (1054 amino acids)
Biological process (GO): signal transduction
Cellular component (GO): cytoplasm
Molecular function (GO): protein binding
Source: RefSeq, a predicted model, not a curated record
CUUGUGCUCUCUCACUUCAAGAACUUCUAGUGUCUCCCUCCUCCCCCCUAAUUCCACAGUUUGCCAGAGAUGUAUCGUGUGUGAGUCCCUCACGCAGGAGUCAUUCCAAAAGAUAAAUCGUGAAAGGAGAAUUAACGAAAUUCAGUGUAUCAAUAAAAUCGACGUGAAGUGAUUGCAUAUAUCCCACAUAAUAUAAUCAAAAUAGUGGCAUGAAUGAUGCUGCGAGAGGCGAACAGUCGUGUGAAUAUUCUGUACAAACGGAAUUGAAGGUGAUAAGCAAUGGCAACAAAAACUGAGGACUUAGUUUCUAUGGACAACGCUACUGAUGGUGGAAGUGUGGACAAGGAGAUAUUGACAAUAAGCGGUGUUGAUAAUUCAAGCCACCGUGUACCACCCACAUACCUCUACAACACCGGCAACGACCAGUGUGGGAUAAAUUCCGAUCACGACAGGCACAAUCACUGUUACGAUCAGACCACGGACGAUCAGUUGGGCCCAUUGCCAUCAAAUUGGGAAAAGGCUUACACAGAAACCGGUGAAAUUUACUUCAUCGAUCACAACACAGGCACCUCCCACUGGCUAGAUCCAAGAUUAUCGAAAUUCCAGAAGCGUUCCCUGGAAGAAUGCCUCGACGACGAGCUCCCUUAUGGUUGGGAGAAAAUUGAUGAUCAGCUUUAUGGUACUUAUUUCAUUGAUCAUGUGAAUCGGCGAACGCAGUACGAGAACCCGGUGAUACAGGCGAAAAGGGCACAGCAGAGCCUCAACGACAGAAAGAGUCCUAGCUUCACCAGGAAUCCUAAGAAAUUGAAGGGACAGAGAAUAAGGACUACGUUGCUAAAGAGCUCGAGGGGCCUUGGAUUUACUAUUGUGGGGGGUGACGACGCUGUUGAGGAAUUUCUGCAGAUUAAGAGUGUUGUACCCAAUGGUCCAGCGUGGCUCGAUGGAAAAUUGCAAACAGGUGACGUUUUAGUAUACGUCAAUGACACUUGCGUGCUGGGCUUCACUCAUAACGACAUGGUGAACGUCUUCAAAUCGAUAGCAAGUGGUGAGACGGUUUCUCUAGAAGUGUGCCGAGGUUACCCGUUGCCCUUUGACCCCAACGACCCCAACACCGAAGUAGUGACGACAAUAGCAGUGAGCCCCCCCGACGACAAUCACCAGGAGGUCCCGAGAAGCUUGCAGCAGCACUCCUCGGACCUCCUGCCAGAGGAUCCAACCCUCUACAUGGACCUGGACCCCUCGCUGCAACCAGAUUCUCGCUUCGGUUUCCUGGAGAGCUCCUUCCUACCAGUGCAUAGUCACCAAAACGGUGAGAAUCUUACAACGGCCUCAGUGAACUCGAUGCCAGAUCUCUGCAUCUCUGACAAGAUCACGACCAUCAAAAGGCCCAGCAGCACUGACAUUCUGCUAUCAGACACAACGGACUUCGACGAUCCGAAAGAUCUCUCGAAACCAGAAUUUCUGAGUAUUUCGAUUGUGAAGGGAGCGAUGGGCUUUGGCUUCACAAUAGCUGACUCCUCUCACGGUCAGAAGGUUAAAAAAAUUCUGGAUCGACAUCGUUGCAAGAACCUCAUGGAGGGGGAUAUCCUAGUGAACAUAAACGACGUCAAUGUGAGGAGCAUGUGUCACUCCGAGGUUGUGCAGGUCCUCAAGGAUUGCCCCAGAAGCCAAGAGGCUCUCAUCCACGUCCAGCGGACAAUUGCACAGAUCAAGGAUAAGAAGGAGAAGAGUGCCCGGGACUUUUACAGGAGCAAAACCCCAACAGCUGAUAUUUACAGCACCCAAUCGAAGACAAUAGUGCCUAGCAGACCGAAAACACCUCUCAUUGAUACUAGAAAUCGCACCAAAUCGCCGUCUGACUUCAGAAACGAUUGGAGAAGUGAGAAUGAUAAUCAUUUAGGUCCAAUGGAGAACACCUGCAAGUAUCCCGAGUACAAUCACGAUGUUUAUUAUAAUGAUCCUUAUAAAUCAAAUAUGGGGAAGAUCACUGAUAAUUUUGGGAGGAUGACCAAUAUUGAUGACGAUCCCAUGAGGCACAGAAACAGAGACUGGCAUGGAAAUGACAAGAUGAGUUUGGGGGCGGACAUGUACCCUAUCAGUGCUGUGGGACACGACCAGAUGACCAAGCAGAAUGGCGAACAUUCGGAUUAUUACAAGGAUCUUUACUCGGUCAGGAUGCAUCAGCAGUAUGCGGCUCAGGAUUAUGCAGUUUAUGGGAUGGGGCAGGAGCAGAGUGUCGACACUGGCGAAAUUUGGGACAAGAGGAAAGAGACGACUAGUUUUGAGCACGAACAACCCCAUUCCAGUUCGAUAUCUAGGUAUCCCCAAUAUCCGAAUGAAAUGGUUUGUCCGACAAUCCCCGACGUCGAGUGGAUAGAGACCGUGGUGACCCUGAUCCGCCAAGACACUGGUUUUGGUUUCAGGAUAGUUGGAGGAACCGAGGAAAGAUCUCAGCAGGUGUCCGUUGGCCACAUCGUGCCAGGUGGAGCAGCUGACCUGGACAAUAGACUGAACACUGGUGAUUUAAUAAUGUCCGUCGAUGGAGAGAGUGUCAUGAAUUCCUCUCAUCAUCAUGUAGUCCAGCUGAUGAUUCAAGCAGCGCAGAAUGGCAGAGUUAGUCUGGGGAUAAGAAGGCGAAUCAACGCUCAGGACCAUCUCCAGGAGAAUCUCCAGAGUUCCUACGACAGACAAAUGAAUCUCCAGUAUCCUUACGACAUCACUGUCAGCAGGAUGGAGAAUGAAGGCUUUGGCUUCGUUAUCAUCUCGUCUGUGAACAAGGCUGGAUCGACUAUUGGGAGGAUCAUCGAGGGCUCGCCUGCUGAGAGGUGUGCCAGGCUAAACGUUGGUGAUCACAUUCUCGCUGUUAAUCACGUUGACAUUACUAAUGUCUGCCACAAGGACAUUGUGAAUUUGAUAAAGGAUUCUGGGUACUCGGUCACCCUCACCAUUGGAUAUCCCAUUGACGAUUGCUGUAGCACUACUUCUAUGUCCCAGAAGGAUGAGUCGACUGGAGAUGGCGACGGAGGUCAGUAUCAUGCAGUGGAAUUGACUCGCGGCACCCGAGGAUUUGGAUUUAGUAUUCGAGGAGGAAGGGAGUUCCAAAACAUGCCACUUUUUGUUUUGCAAAUUGCGGAGAAUGGACCUGCUGCUAUUGACAAUCGAUUGAGGGUUGGUGAUCAGAUAAUCGAGAUAAAUGGGAUAAACACAAAGAACAUGACUCAUACCGAGGCAAUAGAAAUAAUACGAAAUGGCGGUCCAUCGGUGCGACUAUUAGUACGUCGUGGAUGCCAAAUGCCAAGUGCGCACUAUAUUGACGAUAUAAGUGUUCGGACGAUUGACGAAGAGACCAUGCACACGAAUGAUAGGGAAAUUAUUGAUGGAAAUUUAGAGUACAAAACAGAAACAACGAUUACACUGUGCUGCUGCUCCCGGAGAAAACUAUGAUGAUGAUGAAUCUGAUGUUACAUUGAUUGAUGCUUUUUAUUGGUAAUUGAGAAGGAUGCCGAAGACUUGAUACAGAUAUGGUCAAAUUUUAAUUCCGGGGGAAGUAAACACGUGUAAUAGAAAUUUAUUAGAAAAAUCGAUAGUUCUUGGUGUUGAAUUCUAUUGCGUUUUCAUUGAAAGUCUGUAAGAAAUGUCUCGGAGGUUUAUUAGAAUUUUAUUUUUCAAUAUUUGAUUUGUUUAUAUGACAUCUUUAUCGGAGAUUAUGCUUUACAGUUAUUUACACAAAUGGGAAGGCCUUAACUAUUUUGGAACUUUUCUCAAACUUAGGAGGCUGCUGAAAGUUUCAACAAUUUCAAUCAUUUAUGUGAAAGAUAACGACUGCUUUAAAAAAAGCUACGUAAAAUAAUGUUAAUGAUACUUGGAUAUGUUUUUUUUACAUAUAUUUUUCCAAUCGCAGGUGUAAUUCUUCCAUUUUUUUCGCUGCAUUUUUACUUUUCUAUCAUAAUAAUAUCCAAGCAAAAUCAAUUACACGCGUGACGACUCAGAAUCUCUUCUGUGAAUCUCUGGAAAAUGAAUAGUGAAUAGGAAAUAAGAAUUAACGGGAAACGUCGGGUUAAUUGAUGCAGUAAAGACUGUACUCUGAUAAUAGUUUCACGAGAAUUUUUUGAUACCUCUAAUUGCUAAAAUUUCAGCGAAAUUGUUAAACGUUCGCAUUAUUAUUAAUGAAAUUAUAUAUAAAUAUAUUUUAAUCGAUACUCAAGUGCUUUAUACACAAAAUUUUUAACUGAUAAUUAUAACCGACGAAUGAACAAUUGAUGGGACUUAUGGGAUUCCGAUUGAUGAGGAAGUAAUAAAAAUGAUCACAUGACAAACGAUAUCCAGCCGACCAAAGAGAAAUUUGUUCGUCUGUCGACAAUUACUCAAUCAAGAAUUGUUAAUUUGUAAUUAAUUUUGUAUUUAAACAUUUUCUCCUUCACAUCUCAUCGAAGAGGGGCCGAAACUAUAAGAAAUAGAGGAUAAUUUUACAAUUUGUAUUGUGUAAAUGUGUUGACUAAUAUAUAUUUUUAUAUCUACAAAUCAGGGUAAAUUGAGGUAAAUGUCUGGUUCAAUGUAGAACUCUCUGACAUCAUUUUAUUCUACUUCGUUUUACCAAGUACAUGUGAAAUAUUUUCAGUAAUUAAUUUUCUCCUCUUUGUAGGAAAGAAUGUAGGUAUGAUUUAUUUUAUCACACUGUGCUCAAGUUAAUGCACGUGUCCAGACACUGGAUUGAGUGAUUAGAGUUGAAUUAUUCUUGCCACGUCUUCCACGUGUGGAUUUUAUCAACGACUGUGUAUGAUUAGUUAUUUGUAUCGGCUGAUUAAGUAUUUUAAUUCUUUGGAUAAUAAUUUGAGUGACGUUUUGUAGAAUUAUUGGUAGUGAAUUGUACAGAUUUUUUUCAUUUACAGGGAAAAAUCGGAGAGUAAAGGAUCUGUAAGAGUGAUUAUGGAAUAAUGCGAUACAAGAUUAUUGUUGUUGAAUUAUAUUGAAACAAUAAAAUAUUUGACAAGAA